AUGGCUCAACCGGAAACUCUGAACCUCAAUAACGAGGUUGUGAAGAUGAGGAAAGAUGUGAAGAGAAUUCGAGUUUUGGUUAUCCGAAAGCUUGUUAGGAAUGUUGGCCGACUGAAGUCAAAAAAGGGUUCUGAAGAUGCGCUGUUAAAAAACCAAAGACGGGCACAACGAUUACUUGAAGAAAUUCAUGCCAUGAAGGAAUUGAAACCUGAUGAAGUAACUAAAUCUGCUCUUGGUGAUGAUUUAAACUUUGAAAGUAUCUGCAAAAAGCCAGAAUCUACUGCGACUGAAAGAGCAAUUGCCAGACUAGCAAUACACCCUCUUCUGAAGAAAAAAAUAGAUAUGCUAAAAGCUGCUGUCAAAGCCUUUAAAGAUGCAAGACAAAAUGUUGCUGAAGUUAAAUCAUCAAAUGCAUCAGAAGAAAAUCAUUCCAAGGACACAAAUAAUGAUGAAAGGAAAUUGCAGCAUGUAGGUACGAUUAUCAGUGAGCAGAAACAGAAAGAAGCCAAAAUACUGGCAAAAAGACAAAAAAAUAACACAAAAGAAAAACUGGACAAGAUGAAACAUGGGCCCACAGCAGUGAACAUUCCAAAUUCUCCACCAAAACCUUCUGUAAAGGAUUCAUUAGUUUCAUCUCCACCCCAGAAGACACCUACUGAUCCAAAAAUGAAAACAUUAAAUGAAACCAAAAAAAAUGAAGAGUCCAAUAGCUCACUUAGUGAUAAAAGUGAUGGGGAAGAAUUACAUGAGGAAGAGGAGGAGUAUUUUGAUGAUAGCACAGAAGAAAGAUUUUAUAAACAGUCUUCCAUGUCUGAAGAUAGUGAUAGUGGUGAUGACUUCUUCAUUGGAAAAGUCAGACGGACACGAAAAAAGGAAAGUAGACACUAUUCAUCAGUAAAGGAACAAAAAAAACUGUUCCCUGAAGAAGAAAUACUCAGAACCCACUGGGAUAUGAAAGAUGACAAAAACAAGCCAAGUACUGAAUCCAGGAAGUUUGAAUCAGUGUUUUUCCACUCAUUAUCUGGAUCUAAAAGCUUCAGAAGCAAUUCCAGAGAACAGGCUCUGAAAAGCGAAACCCCAGAUUUUCAGCAAAGUGAACCUCAGAUCAAGAAUCAAUUUAAGAGUAAACAAAGACGACUUGACAAUGCAAAACGGCAAUUGCAGCUGCCUCUUCAUCCUUCAUGGGAAGCAAGCAGGAGGCAAAAAGAACAGCAAUCUAAAAUUGCCAUAUUUCAGGGGAAAAAAAUUACAUUUAAUGAUUGA
Molecule: messenger RNA, 1263 nt
Organism: Orycteropus afer afer
Lineage: Eukaryota; Metazoa; Chordata; Mammalia; Tubulidentata; Orycteropodidae
Gene: SRFBP1
Product: serum response factor binding protein 1
Exons: 8
Coding region: 1-1263 (420 amino acids)
Biological process (GO): maturation of SSU-rRNA
Cellular component (GO): 90S preribosome; nucleus
Source: RefSeq, a predicted model, not a curated record